Molecule: messenger RNA, 1398 nt
Organism: Pollicipes pollicipes
Lineage: Eukaryota; Metazoa; Arthropoda; Thecostraca; Pollicipedomorpha; Pollicipedidae
Product: unconventional myosin-IXAa
Exons: 7
Coding region: 256-1398 (380 amino acids)
Biological process (GO): intracellular signal transduction
Cellular component (GO): myosin complex; actin filament
Molecular function (GO): ATP binding; actin filament binding; GTPase activator activity
Source: RefSeq, a predicted model, not a curated record
CGGUUUGUGUGUUGUGUGUGUGAGCGCGUCGACGCGUGUCCUUAUGGAGCGCACUUGCUCCUCGACUGAACUUUCAUUGGGUGUGACGGGUAGUCGGGGCUUUCGUGUUUGAGAUAAUAUUGACUUUUUUCUAUCCAGCUGCAAACCUGGAACAGAAAGCCUCCGCUGACCCCAGUACGGCGCCGGCGGCCGCCCGGUGACGCGUCGCCGCCGCCGCGCCGCGCCGCGCCGCGCGCGCGCGCCGCCGCCGCCGCCAUGGCCGACGAGCAGCGCUACAUCGUGGACGUGUUCGUGGGUGCGCUCAGUCCGCACUACGAGGCCCUCAGCAUCCAGGCCAGCAAGGCGACGUCGGCGGCCGAGAUCGUGCUGUGCAUCGCCGACAAGCUGCAGCUGGCCGAGCCGGCCGCCUUCGAGCUGGCCGAGGUGGUGGGCGACGAGCAGGGCCGCGAGUGCAAGGAGCGACGGCUGGCGCCCGACGAGCGGCCCGUGGCCGUGCAGCUGCUGUGGCCGCGAGCCGCCGCCGCCGCCGCCACCGACGGCGCCGGACACCAGCAGGAGUACAGGCUGUACCUGCGGGACAAGCUGUCGGACGCCCUAUGGACGGAGAGCUUCGCCAUGGACCCGCAGGUGAUCCGCGACUACUUCUCGCGCUUCAUGUGCCAGCCGCGCGACCGCGAGUACCCGGAUCUGUGCCAGCUGCCCGACCUCACCGAGGAGACGCUGCUGGGCAACCUGCGCGCCCGCUUCGCCAGCGGCCACAUCUACACGUACGUCAACUCGAUCCUGAUCGCGCUCAACCCGUUCAAGUUCUACCCCAUCUACAACCCCAAGUACGUGAAACUGUACCAGACGCGGCGGCUGGACGAGCUGCCGCCGCACAUCUUCGCGCUCGCCGACGCCGCCUACCAGAAGAUGUUGCGCGACGGCCGCAACCAGUGCAUCGUCAUCAGCGGCGAGAGCGGCAGCGGCAAGACGGAGAGCACCAACUUCCUGCUGCACCACCUGACGGCGCUCAGCCACAAGGGCGCGCUGGCCUGCGGGGUGGAGCAAACCAUCUUGGCGGCCGGCCCCGUGCUGGAGGCUUUCGGCAACUCCAAGACGGCGCACAACAACAACUCGAGCCGGUUCGGCAAGUUCAUCCAGGUGAACUACAAGGAGAACGGCCAGGUGCACGGGGCCGUGGUGCAGAAGUACCUGCUGGAGAAGUCGCGGAUCGUGUCGCAGGCCCGCAACGAGCGCAACUACCACGUGUUCUACUAUCUGCUGGAGGGCGCUUCGGAGGAGGAGCGGCGGCAGCUGCACCUGCUGCCGCCCUCGCAGUACCGCUACCUCAGCCAGAGCGAGUGCAAUAGCCUGGAGGGUGUCGACGCCAAGUACGAGUUCAGCCGGCUGAACUGA